This is a messenger RNA of Micromonas pusilla CCMP1545, 2028 nucleotides long. RefSeq lists its product as uncharacterized. The coding region runs from base 1 to 2028 and encodes 675 amino acids. Gene Ontology annotation, biological process: regulation of gene expression. The transcript has 2 exons. Gene Ontology annotation, molecular function: mRNA binding. The record is from RefSeq and is a predicted model, not a curated record. NCBI's taxonomy places the organism in Eukaryota, Viridiplantae, Chlorophyta, Mamiellophyceae, Mamiellales, Mamiellaceae. Gene Ontology annotation, cellular component: nucleus; cytoplasm.
AUGGUGGCGCGAGAUCGCGUCCGCGCCGCCGCCGCCGCCGCGGACUCGGCGGGCGGCGGCGGCGACCGCGACCGCGACCGCGGCGGCGAUCCGAGGUACGGGAUGGGCGCGGGAGGCGGCGGCGACCGCGACCGCGGCGAUCGCGGAGGAGGAGCGCCGACGGACCCGAGGCGGACGGGCGCGGCGGGCGGCGGCGACCGCGGAGGAGGAGCGCCGAACGAAGGGAACAACGCCGGGGGGGCCCGCGACGGCGGCGAGCUCGCGGCGGACAUCGAGAUGAUGAAGCGCAUCUCGGACGCCGCGAAAGCGGUCGCGUCGAGAGCCGCGGAGGAGCUCGGGAUAACGAACGUCCCGCCGCCGCCGGGGAUGGGGCCGGGGCCGGGGGCGGGAAGCGACUUCACGCUCCACGGGACGAAUUUGGGUGGCGGAUACGCCGACGCCGGAUCGGGGAUCGGAUCGGGAACGGGCGCGGGCGCGGCGGAGGAUUCUCUCCGAUUCCACCCGUCCAUGGAGGGCAGACUGAUCGGCAAAGGCGGGUCGAUGAUCAUGGAGCUUCAGACGGUGCACGCGGUCAAGUUGAACGUCGUGCGAGGCGAGGGAUUGGUUCAAAUCUCCGGCGCCGCGCUCAAUAUUCAACGCGCCAAAAUCGCGAUCGAACGGCUCUGCGCCCCCGACGCCGCCGCGCUGGGGUCCGGGCCAGGGGCGGCGGACGCGCCCGGGUACAUCACCGAGGUGGUCGACAUCGGCGGGCACAUGGAGGGCCGCGUCAUCGGCUCGGGCGGGGGCACGAUUCGCGACAUCGAGGCGCGGUCGGGCGCGAGCGUGCAAAAGGGCGCGGGGACGUGCACCAUCGGCGGCUUCGACCGCGCCAAAGUGGACGCCGCGCGCGCGAUGGUGGACGCGAUCAUCGCGCAGCACGGCGGCGCGCACGGCUCUCUUGGUGUGCCCGGGCCCGGCGGCGUCGUCGAGAGGGUCCACGUCCCGCGCAGGGGCGGGCUGAUCGUCGGCCCGCAGGGGGUGAACAUCAAGCGGAUGAAGGAGGAGUCCGGCGCGGACAUGCGGAUGGUGCGCGAGACGGAGGAGGUUGUCAUCACGGGGCUGCCGGACCGCGUCGAGACCGCGGUGAAGCUCGUGAAGGAGCUCCUCGCGACGAUGCCGUACAAGCCGCACGAGCCGGGGUACGUACCGGGCGGCGGAGGCGGCGGGGAUCGAACCGGCGGCGCGGGCGGGAUUGGCGGCGGCGGGUACCCGCCCGUCGUCGACGAGGUCGAAGAGCGCGUCCCGUGCCCGUUUCUCGCUGGCGUCGUCAUCGGCCCCGCGGGGGCGAAGAUACGAGAGCUGUCUCAGACGCACGGCGCGAAGUUGUUCGUCCGCGGCGGUCACAAAGAGCAGCCGGACGGCGCGAAAGGGCAGGAGGUGUGCGUGAUCAGCGGGCGACGCGAGUGCGUCGACGCCGCGAAAGCCGCGGUGGAGGCGCUGCUCGCGGAGAAGCGCGCGGGCGGGAUGGGCGGAGGCGGGAUGGGCGGCGGCGGCGCGGGCGGCGGGGCGGCGUCGUACGGCGGGGCGGCGACCGCCGCGGGGGGGUACGGGAUGCCGGGGCAGUAUCCCGCCGCGGGGCCCGGCUACCCGGGCGGCUACCCGGGGAUGAUGCCUCCUCCCGGGAUGAUGCCUCCUCCCGGGAUGAUGCCUCCCGGGAUGGGGGGCUACCCGGGGAUGAUGCCGCCGCCGCCGUUCGGUGGCAUGCCGGGGGGGUUCCCCGAUCCGUACGCGGCGCAUUACGCCGCGGCCGCCGCCGCCGCGGGCGCCGCGGGCGCGGGCGCGGGCGCGGAGGAGGAGGCGCCGGGCGCGGAGGCGGCGCCGGGAGGAGUCCAGGACCCCGCGCUGGCGGCGAUGCACGCGGAGAUGCUCGGCGAGCUCGGGAUCCAGUCCGCGUCGGCGGUCGGCGCGCCGCCGCCGCCGCCGGGAGGGCCGAGCAUCCCGAGCGCGGCGGACGUGGGCGCGCCGCCGCCGCCGCCGCCGCCGCCGUGA